UCGGCCAGACAAGAUGCCCCUGGGGCUGCGGAGAAAAAAGAAAGGCAAUACCAAGGAGACCUCCCGGCUGCUGGAGGGCGAGCAGAGGAAUGCGGCUGGCGGCAGCCUCCCCACCCCGCUGGCGCCCACCCGCAGGCUGGUUUUCCAUACGCAGCUGGCUCAUGGCAGCGCCACGGGCAGAGUGGACAAUUUCUCCAGCAUCCAAGAGCUCUAUGCCAAGAUCGCGGGAGUGUUUGAGAUCUCACCCUCGGAGAUCUUAUAUUGCACUUUAAACACACCUAAAGUUGACAUGGGAAAACUCUUAGGAGCACAAAUAGGUCUUGAAGAUUUCAUAUUUGCCCAUGUGAAAGGGAUCAAAAAAGAAGUGAAUGUGUAUAAAUCUGAGGAUUCACUUGGUCUCACCAUUACAGAUAAUGGUGCUGGCUAUGCUUUUAUAAAGAGAAUUAAAGAUGGCAGCACAAUUGACUCCAUUAAAACGAUCUGUGUGGGGGAUCACAUUGAAGCCAUCAACGGACAAAAUAUCGUUGGGUGGCGUCACUUUGAGGUUGCUAAGAAGUUAAAGGAGCUUAAAAAAGAGGAACUCUUUACCUUGAAGUUAAUAGAACCUAAGAAGGCCUUUGACAUGGAGCCCAGGUCAAAAGCUGGAAAGUCAUCAACAGGAAAGAUUGGUACUGGAAGGGAGACGCUUCGCCUGAGAUCAAAAGGUCCUGCCACUGUGGAAGAAGUGCCCUCUGAAACCAAAACAAAGGCGAUUGGAAAAGUUGAUGAUCUUCUUGAAUUGUACAUGGGAAUUCGAGAUAUCGAUUUAGCUACGACAAUGUUUGAAGCUGGAAAGGACAAAGGUAAUCCAGAUGAGUUUGCCAUGGCACUUGACGAAACCCUUGGAGACUUUGCGUUCCCAGAUGAAUUUGUCUUUGAUGUCUGGGGAGUCAUUGGUGAUGCCAGACGAGGAUGAUUAUGACGUGAAUGAUCAUCUCUGGAGGAAUGAACCAUUGUUACUUAAAAAAAAAACAGUAAGACCAGCUUUUAGAUACUUACGGACUCUGGCUUGGUUUUAUGUGUAUGAAUACAUUCUUUUGAAAUAUAAUUUUGAUUUCUGGGCACUUUUUAAUGUAGUUGCAUAUGUAGUAUGCUUAAGAUAAAUUACCUAAAAUGUGAUCAAUUUUAAUAUUCAUUCAAAAGCUUUUUAAAAGUUAGUUUUAGAGAGUAUUUCUAAAUAGAUUAUUUUGUUCUCCACUGACAGCCAUGUCUUGUUUUCCACAUAUAAGUAGUUGAUUGCAAUAGCUUUGUAGUUUUUUUUUGCAAAAUCUUAGUGCAGUGAAAACUAGGAUUGGAGUAUAAUCUGCCUCAUAACAUCUUCAUUUUUUUUUACACUAGCUUGAAUAGGAUAUAUUCAGGACAUGAAAUAUGAAUUAUGCCUAUUAGAGGUGUAGAAACUUUUUUUUUUUUAAAUCCACUGAAUAAGGGGAGGAAGAUUCCUAUAGACUGUUGAUGUCUAUGGCUUACUUUCUCCCUUUAUAAAACAAGGAUUGAUUGACUUUUA
Messenger RNA from Hippopotamus amphibius kiboko, 1543 nucleotides. It is a transcript of the gene GIPC2, whose product is annotated as GIPC PDZ domain containing family member 2. Gene Ontology annotation, molecular function: protein binding. The record is from RefSeq and is a predicted model, not a curated record. The coding region runs from base 14 to 955 and encodes 313 amino acids. Lineage: Eukaryota; Metazoa; Chordata; Mammalia; Artiodactyla; Hippopotamidae. The transcript is spliced from 6 exons.